UGAUUAUAUGAAGUUUUAUAGCUUUGCAAAUCUGUUAAAUGUGCCUGAUUAUUUCCAUAUAUAGAACCAAUCUAAAUUCUGUUGUUUGUUACUUGUUUACUCAGUCAACCGUAAAUGUUUUUGAGAUAGUUGCAGGAAAAUAGUUUUGGGGAGGAUAAUGGCAGAUGCCGUGGUUGAGUUUCUCUUGGAGAAUUUAAAGCAACUGCUACUCUACAACUCUGAUUUGAUAUUCGGAGUAAAGGGUCAAGUUGAAUCUCUUUACAAGGAGCUUAGUUUGAUGAAAGCGUUUCUCAAAGAUUCAAAAGAGAAACGUAGCGAAUAUGAGUUAGUACGCGAAUUAGUAAGGCAGAUCAGAGACGUAGCUUAUGAAGCCGAAGAUACCAUUGACACUUUUGUAGUUGAGGCAGCCAUGCAGAAAGAAAGAAGCGCCUUAAGCAGAAUCGUCCAUCCGUUUGAUUAUCCAAAAAAGCUUCGAUCUGUUGCUAAAGAUAUCGAAUCCAUUAAGGCAAAAGUGAAGGAGAUUUAUGAGAAAAAGAUGUUCGGUAUUGAAGCUCUUUAUUCAAGCGAAUCCGUAAAGAAAUCUUCAUCGUCACAAAGAAGAAAACCAGUGGUUGAAGAAGAUAAUGUUAUUGGUUUCGAUGAAGAAGCAAAGGAAUUAGUGAGUCGACUCACUAAUAUCGCUGAGUCGCUAGAAGUUGUCUCGGUGGUCGGUAUGGGUGGGCUUGGCAAGACAACUCUUGCCAAGAAGGUUUACAGUGAUCCCGCCAUUGAGUUUCACUUCUUUGUUCGCGCGUGGGUGUACGUUUCGCAAGAAUACAGCCGAAAGGAAGUACUUUUGGCUAUUUUGGGUUGUCUCAUGCAGCAGCCUUCUGAUCAAACUUCUAAAAUGAAUGAGGAAAUGAUAAUUGAAGAAAUAUGCAAACAAUUGAACGGUCGAAGAUAUCUUAUCGUGUUAGAUGAUGUAUGGACAACAGAUGCAUGGAAUGAUCUCAAAACCGCUUUUCCUAACCAGAAUUGCGGGAGUAGAAUACUGUUAACAACCCGUAACACGGAUGUGGCUAUGCUUGCAAACCCUGAUACGCCGCCUCAUCAUUUGCGGUUUCUGAAUGACGAUGAAAGUUUCGAACUACUUUCCACCAAAGUUUUUAGAAAAAAAAGUUGCCCAUUUGAGCUCGUUGAACUUGGAAGAACAAUAGCUAAAAAAUGCGAUGGAUUGCCACUUGCCAUAGUUGUAAUUGCCGGACUUCUUUUGAAGAAAGAUAAAACACGCGAUAUGUGGAAAAAGGUUGCUGAAAGCGUCGGUUCUUAUGUUGCAAGAGACCCGAAGCAAUGUUUGGAUGUAUUGGCAUUAAGUUACAAGCAAUUACCUGAUCAUUUGAAGGUGUGUUUCAUCUAUUUUGGUGCUUUUCCGGAAGAUUUUCCUAUACCGGUUUGGAAACUGGUUAUGUUAUGGGUGGCAGAAGGGUUCAUACAAGAAAAUGGCCAAGAAUGUUUAGAGGAUCUUGCUGAAGAGUAUUUGGGAGAUCUUGUUGAGCGGAAUCUUAUACUGAUUGCCAAAAGAAGGGCGAACGGAAGGAUUAAAACAUGUCGUGUUCACGAUAUGUUGCGUGAUUUGUGCUUACGCGAAGCAGCAGAAGAGAAGUUUUUGCAAGUCAUUAAAAGAAACAUACCUGAUCAAACUUCUUUGAUCUCGUAUAAUUAUUCUCAUCGUCGUCUUUGUGUUCAUUCACAUGUCAUGAACUUUAUUCACUCAAAACCUUCUGGCCCACAUGUUCGAUCUUUCUUAUGUUUUCCAUCGGAAGAGACAGAAUUGUCUAGAGAACAUACUUCUUUCAUCCAUGAAGCUUUUAAGUUAGUUCGCGUGUUAGAUAUUAGAUCCAUCAACAUUUCCCGCUUCCCGGUUGAAAUCACACAACUAGUGCAUUUAAGGUACAUUUCCAUUUUCGGAAACUUCAAGGUUCUUCCUCCAUCCAUUUCCAAGUUAUGGAGUCUUCAAUCUUUAGUCGUUGAGACAACAACGCGUGACCUUGACAUUCAAGUGGAUAUAUGGAAAAUGUCACGGUUUAGACAUCUGCAUACAAACGGAUCGAGUCGUUUACACGGGCCUCAAGCCAAAACCCGAAUGGAUAACGAAGAUCCGUUUGUUCAAGGAAACAUACAAACCAUAUCUACUAUUUCACCUGAUAGUUGUACCGAGAACAUCUUAGCUAGAACUCCCAAUCUUAAAAAGCUUGGAAUUCGCGGUAAACUUGCCAUUCUCAUGGAAGUGAAGAAAAAUACUAGUUUGUUCGAUAAUCUCGCUAAGCUCGAUAACCUCGACAAACUAAAGUUAUUAAAUGACACGUUCCCACGCCCUCCAUCCGAAGGUAAGUUAAGAGGUCUUCCACCGUUAUACAAAUUCCCACCCCAUUUGAACAAGUUGACGUUAUCAGACACCUUGUUGGAUUGGAAACAUAUGUCUACAAUAGCCAUGCUACCAAAUCUUGAAGUGCUCAAACUGAAAGUGUUUGCAUUUAGGGGACCUCAGUGGGACCCGCUUGAUGGCGGGUUUCGUCUACUUAAAUAUUUGCACAUUGGGAAAACGGAUUUGGUGCAUUGGAAGGCUUCGGGUCAUCACUUUCCUAGAUUAGAACACAUUGUGGUUGAACAAUGUGGUGAUUUGGUGGCUAUUCCACAAGGUUUGGCGGAUGUAUCUGCAUUGCGGACUAUGGAGCUGCAUCACACGCCUUCGGCUAUAGGUUCUGCGCGAUUAAUCCUGCAACAAAAGCAAAUGCAACAAAAAACGCAGCCGCAACAAUUUAUGCGAAGUAAUGGGUUUAAGUUGCUGAUUUAUCCUCCUGAGUAGUCUUUCGUAUUCCGAUCUUCUGAUUCUGCUUCUACUGCUUAAACCGAAGAGGUAUGGAAUGGAUCACAAGAACUUCUUAGGGGAACAUGAUUCAUACUAAUAUAAACAUUUAUUUAGAUCAUGUAAUGCAAAGUUUACACUGAAUGUGGGUUGCUAAGUUAUUUUCUUUUUGAGUGUAGAAUUAUGACUUGUGAGUUCUAUGUUGAAUGUACUUCUAUGUUUCCUGUAGACAGACUAAUUUGGGGUUUUUGCUUUGAUGUUGAACAAACAAUAUGUUUGAAGUUUAGUUUUUAUUCAUGUCUU
Molecule: messenger RNA, 3148 nt
Organism: Helianthus annuus (common sunflower)
Lineage: Eukaryota; Viridiplantae; Streptophyta; Magnoliopsida; Asterales; Asteraceae
Product: putative late blight resistance protein homolog R1B-14
Exons: 3
Coding region: 158-2845 (895 amino acids)
Biological process (GO): defense response to other organism
Molecular function (GO): ADP binding
Source: RefSeq, a predicted model, not a curated record